ACAGCCAAAAGUAUUCAGACCCUUUGCUGUGACACUCAUAUAUUUAACUCGGGUGCUGUCCAUUCCUUCUGAUCAUCCUUGAGAUGGUUUUACACCUUCAUUGGAGUCCAGCUGUGGUUAAUUGUACUGAUUGGACUUGAUUAGGAAAGCCACACCCCUGUCUAUAUAAGACCUUACAGCUCACAGUGCAUGUCAGCGCAAAUGAGAAUCAUGAGGUCAAAGGAACUGCCUGAAGAGCUCAGAGACAGAAUUGUGGCAAGGCACAGAUCUGGCCAAGGUUUCAAAAAAAAUUCUGUUGCACUUAAGGUUUCUAAGAGCACAGUGGCCUACAUAAUCCUGAAAUGGAAGACGUUUGGGACAAUCAGAACCCUUCCUAUAGCUGGCCGUCCAGCCAAACUGAGCAAUUGGGGGAGAAGAGCCUUGGUGAGAGAGGUAAAGAAGAACCCAAAGAUCACGGUGGCUGAGCUCCAGAGAUGCAGUCGGGAGAUGGGAGAAAGUUCUACCAUCACUGCAGCCCUCCACAAGUCGGGGCUUUAUGGCAGAGUGGCCCGACGGAAGCCUCUCCUCAGUGCAAGACACAUGAAAGCCUGCAUGGAGUUUGCUAAAAAAAACACCUGAAGGACUCCAAGAUGGUGAGAAAGAAGAUUCUCUGGUCUGAUGAGACGAAUAUAGAAAUUGUUGGCCUUAAUUCUAAGUGGCGUGUGUGGAGAACACCAGGCACUGCUCAUCACCUGUCCAAUACAGUCCCAACAGUGAAGCAUGAUGGUGGCAGCAUCAUGCUGUGGGUAUUUUGCAGCUGCAGGGACAGGGAGACUGGUUGCAAUCGAAGAAAAGAUGAAUGCGGCCAAGUACAGGGAUAUCCUGGACAAAAACCUUCUCCAGAGUGCUCAGGACCUCAGACCGGGCCGAAGGUUCACCUUAAAAAAAGACAAUGACCCUAAGCACACAGCUGAAAGGGUGCUUCUACUAAAUACUGAGCAAAGGGUCUGAAUACUUAUGGCUGUGUGAUAUUUCAGUUUUUCUUUUUUAAUAAAUCUGGAAAAAUUUCAACAAUUUCUUUUUUUUCCUGUCAAUAUGGGGUGCUGUGUGUACAUUAAUGAGGAAAAACAUGAACUUAAAUUAUUUUAGCAAAUGGCUGCAAUAUAACAGAAUGAAAAAUUUAAGGGGGUCUGAAUACUUUCCGUACCCACUUUAUCUAGAUGCACAGGUUACGAUUCAAUUUAAAAGCGAUAUCUUAACGAUACGAUUCGGUUCAGUAUUGGAUUUGGUGCGGAAACAAUGCAAUAGUUAACAUUUGUUGACGUAGACGUCAGUCAUAAAGAACUUUAAUUUGACUUGACUUUGAGUUCAUUUUGAAUGCUAUAAAAUGACAUAUGUCAAACCCUGAUUUCAAACAUGUAAAAGACCACUGAAAAUUGUUGCUUUAUGGCACUAACAAUCUUUAAAAAAUGCAUUAUAUGCAUUUUGAAAUAUUAAAAUUGAUUAUUUAAAUAGACCACAACUAUUAAUUUGGUAGAGAAAACAAUCUUCACAAACACAGUAGUUAAAAGACAAGGGUGGUCCAGCACACGAUGCCAUUCAAGCUACACAUAAUGCUUGCUUUUUUUUUUGUUUUGUUUUUUGUCUUUUUGGGGUCGCAAAGUACCAACACGGGAAUGUAUACAGUGCCGUACAUUAGGUCCCUUCUCAAAGUCUUAUAUUUUUGCAUAGUUUCCCCACUUUAAGAUCAUCAAACAAAUGUAAAUAUCAGACAGAUAUAACCCAAGUGAACUGAAAAGACUGUUUUUGAAUGGAGAUUUCAUUUAUUUAGGGAAAAAAAAACUAUUCAAACUCACCUGGCCCUGUGUGAAAGGAAUGACCCCUUAAUCUAAUAACUGGUUGUGUUAUACUCACCAGCAGCAACUAAACUCGUUUUCUAUAACUGGCAAUGAGUCUUUCAUAUCUCUGUGGAGAUAUUUUAGCCAACUCUUCCUUGCAGAAUUGUUUUAUUCAUUCAUUCAUCUUCCAUACCGCUUAUCCUCACUAGGGUCGCGAGCAUGCUGGAGCCUAUCCCAGCUGACUCUGGGCGAGAGGUGGGGUACACCCUGAAUUGGUCGCCAGCCAAUCGCAGUGCACAUAGCAAAAAUGGGGGGUUUUCAAGCAUGAAUGGCCUUUUUAAGGUCGUGCCACUGCAUUUCAAUCGGAUUCAAGUCUGGACUGGGCCAAUCCAAAACCUCCAUUUUAUUUUUUUAAGCCAUUCAGAAGUUUACUUGCUGGUGUGUUUUGGAUCGUUAUCCUGAUGCAGAACCCAAGUGCACUUCAUCUUGAGGUCAUGAACUAAUAGCUGAACAUUCUCCUUGAGUAUUUUCUGUUAAAGAAUAAAAUUCAUGGUUCCACCAAUCACAGCAAGUUGUCCAGGUCCUGAAGGAGCCAUGCACCCUUUUUUUUUUUUCCUUAAUAAAUGAAAUCAUUUUAAAACAGCAUUUUAAGUUCACUAGGGUUAUAUUUGUCUGAUAUUUACAUUUCUUUGAUUAUCCUAAACAUUAAAGUGGCGAAACUAUGCAAAAAUAUAAGAAUUUGAGAAUGGCGCCAAUACCUAUUUCACUGCACUGUAUAUGACCCAAGGGAAUUGCCGAGAUCUACCCACCUUUGCCAUAUUGUCUGCACAUUUACCAUCCGCUGCACACAUUUUGUGAACGCUGCUUUGCUAUCGCUCUGACCACGAAAGUAGCUUAACUACUGAAAAGCUAUUUGAUGUUGAAAUAGUAAUGCUAUGAAGAAAUGUACUUAAACUAGUAGUGGUGCUAGUGCCCACCACUGCAGAUUUCAAUUGUAAGCAAAAUGUUAUGUUUUAAGCACUUGUUUUAAGAGAUGAAAAUGUAAAGCCUCAGGCAACCGAUUCCUAGCCUCGCGGUAUCCGGUCCACGCCCUACAACGGAUGUAUCUCAGGAUUCCUGGCAGGUUUUGUAUCGAUUAUGGAGUCUGCUACCGAUACAAUCGAGAGCUCUCUCCUAUACGAACGCCUAUCCGGUCACAUUGGUUUAGCGUUCCCAACACUAUUUAGAAUGUACACAGCCACUCCCACCACACUCCAGUUGCACAGCCAGGUCCACUACCCUUUUCCUGUCUCUUUCCCCUCCUGUCCCUGUCCCUGACCCUGUCCUGUUCUGUCCUGUCCUACGUUGUCCUGUUCUUCUCUCACAGUAUGUAGCACCUGUGUCCCGUAUAAAACUCGAAACAGUUUGACAUUAUAGUAUGCAUAUAAUUUUUGGUUUUGUGACGUGAAAAAGGUGACGUAACACAGUGGUAAACGUGCCCCUGUCCCAGCUUUUUUGGAACGUGUUGCAGCCAUCAAAUUCAAAAUCUGUGAGUAUUUGCAAAAAAACAAAAGUUUACCUGCUUGAACAUUAAGUAACUUUUCUUGGUAGUGUAUUCAUUUGAAUAUAGGUUGAAAAGGAUUUGCAAAGCAUUGUAUUCCGUUUAUAUUUACGUUUGACACAACGUCACAACGUGAGUUUUUUAAACAAGUGCUAUUUCCUCUUAAAUAUCACCUAAACAACUGAGUCACCUAUUGAAUUUUUUGGGGGAAAUUUGAGGAUGCAAGAAUUGACUUGUCCCAGAGUUGCUUUUCGGAGUUAUACCACUGUUCACCCUCAUACAGCUUCUUGUUAAGAAUCCCACAGGUAUUUUUCCUUCUUUUAUAACUUUAGGAGCCACAGCUGCAGUUGUAUUUUCUGUAGCGUCGAUUAGUGUGUUGUUUUGCACGAGAAUUUUUUCCUGCAAAAAGCACGGCUCUUGUUUUUAUACCAUGGCAGGAGAUGGUCAGUUAGAAACCCCACACAUUUUGCACUGGUCAUUUUUAGACACCUUCAGGCACCCACAUCACUCUAGGUUAAAAUUUGGCUUGAUGUACAACUUCUGCCCCUGCAUUCACAUUGCAUAUUAUGUUAAAGAAUAGAUAGGAUUUUACAGAUUUUUUUUUAUUCACUUAUAAAAUAUAUUUAUAAUACAACACCUAUGAGGACAAAAGGUCCUCCGUUCGAAACUCAAUAAUUUCUGCAAGUAGUUUCUAGAAUUGUGGCCGUUUUGUUUGGAUUUCAGAACCAAUUUUCCCAUUGAGAUUUACUACACAGUAUGUAGAAUAAUUAAUUCCAGCCCAAACUAUCAACACCAUAAACGAUUUAUUAACUGUACUGGCAACGUUUUAAGUUAUAUUAUAACAUUGUUAACUGCCAUUCAAAUAAAAUCAGUAUUUAACUAUUGCAAUAUUAAAGUUACGGUAUGUAAAAUUUUUUGUUUAAAAAAAAAAAAAAAAAAAAAAAAUUUUUUCACCCGAGCAACUACUAAUUAAGCUUAUGAGCUCCUCUAACAUAUUUCAGUAUUUUUCAGUGCUUGAUCCUUUGUAUUUCGUGUCCACCAGAGACAUUCCCUCACUGGUUCACUUGGUGGCGCACCGAAAAUGACGUAGCGGAAAUUACGUACCGGAAUUUACACAUUUUACUGAGCAGUCGGUGGAAUGCAGCCCCUUUUCUCCUGUUUGUAAAAAACAUGUCUUUUUUUGUAGCAGAAAAUAAUCAUACAAUAAUUACUGUGGAAAUGAAAAUAAUUACAGUGAACAAACGUAAGACAUAUUUCAGAGGUCUCUUUGUCUAUUUUUGUUUUUUUGUAAAUUAAAUGUCCAAUAUAUAUAUUUUUUUUCAAUAUUUCCCGUUGCCCAACAAGGUGCCCAACGUAAAAUGCACGCACUGAACAAUACAUGCACAAAACGCAGCAAUAAUAGGGAGUAACUCACUCUCUCUGCAUUGUUCUGCUGGCGAUAUUUCUGUCUGAUAUCUUCAUCACAAAUGCAGACAAGCUUCAAUGAUAAAAUUAAAAAAUAACAGCCGUCUGCCGCUAAUGAAAUCCACACAUCUUCCCAAGGACCCCUAAGCUGCCCAGCAAGGUGUUUGACGUAACAUAAAUGAAGUUCAGCACUGUCUGAGCAAUGCAUGCACAAAACGCAGCAAUAAUAGUGAAUUUCCAACAAUUGCCUCUUCCAUAGAAUCACUUUUCUCCACUGGCUGUCCUUCUAAACAGAAUAAAAAUUUUAUGAAAUGAUGACACUCGUUUGCAAGCAUUGAAGCAUUACUAGUAGCCUUGUCACUCUUCUCUGAAUUUGGGAAACCUUUAUAGCGUUUGAGUGGCCUUUCUUGUCCUGAAAAUUUCUACAAAUGUACUUUGGUACACACAGACACAUCCACGCAGACACACACACACACACACUCACACACAUACACACCCACCCACACACACACACACCCACACACACCCACCCCCCUUGCCUACCAGGAGUGAGUGGAGUGCACUAGUUCAAUGUUUUGUUUGCAGCUCUCAGAUUGACAAACAGCAACAAAGAGGGUUUUAAUGGACAGUUGUUUUACACAAGCAGUUAUUUUUACUCAGCUGGAGAAAAAAAAAAGCAACAAUAUGCUAUUGGAAGCAGAUGACAAAGUGCACAUUAUGUAGUUAGCGUGCUACAGUAUAUUGCACUCAGAAGUCACCAUUGCAGUCUUUUAGGACCUCUUUGUUUCUUUUUAGCAAUCCUAAAAAUAUGAAGUUUUAUUGACUAAAAUAUUUAUCGAACAAAAGGAGACUGUACACUGCAAUAUUCUCAGUAGUAAUUUAAUAUAGGUAAAGUCCUCACUUUGUGGAUCAUUCCAUCGCUUUAAAUAGUUGUCUUAUUGAACUGCUCUGGGGAAAUUUAAGUUCUGUCUGCUCCUUGCCACUUCCUCUCUUUCACCUACUUUCAUGUGAUAAAGGAGACUGGGAACCUGUUGUCUUUAAUUGAUUAAUCCUAUGGAGAAAUGUGGGUCACUACUGUCUAUUUUUAUUCUGGGAGUCUAGAAAAGAUUAGAGAUGUAUUAACCCACCUUGUGAAGUGUAGUUGAUUUGUAAUGAUUUAGUUCAUAUUAAAAUGCCCAAAAUGUGCUUUGAUUUAAUCGUAACGAAGGAUGUGGAGAUUUUUUUGUUAUUCUUGUAAGCCCCACUGGGAUCUGGCGUCGCGUUACCCUUUUACCAUAUGAAUCCAAGUCAGACAUCUCAUUGUCUGCUUUGCUACUUGUGUAGUAAUUCUUCUGCGAUAGUUUCAACUGCUGAAACAUCAGCAGCAGGGAAGACCAAAUAGUCAAUUUAUUUAACGAUUUUAAUGUCCGAUAUUGUAUAUGCUAUCACUAAACACAUCUCUCUAUAUUUUUAAAGAAUUAACUGUAAGUCAAUAUACCAUCUAUUGCUUGCUUUUUUGCUUUCAAUUAUCUGGUGAAUGCAAAAAUUCCCAAAUAUUUACACAAAUACCUAUAAUUUAGCUUUUUGUCGCAUUUUGAGCAAAGGUUAUUCUUUUGAUUAUUAAGGAUAAGCGAUAUGAAAAAUGAAUGGAUAAUUCCCUUGUUCAUUUUAUGAACAUGUCGUUUUGCAACUCAAAGAACAAAAGAUGUCUGUUGUGUCCGGCAGGUGAUGUUAUUUAAGCCCAAGCACUGACCUUGUAAAUAAAUAAAUAAAGUCUUCAUAAAGAGAGAACCAAUUAUCCUUUUUUUUUGUGACCACUUGGUGUGUUUUAGCACAGUGUAAAUUCAGUGAAUAAUGUCAAUGUACAUGUUUCGAGUUCAAACCUUCCAUUGCUGUAUUUCAACAUGCUCUUCUCACACAUAGGCCAGAGACUAAUUUCUUUCCCAAAGUACUUUCCUCCUCCUCACCCACCCACCCAGCCCUAAACCCCCACCCCCGCGACAGCCGGUGUUUCCUCUGCUUUGUGCCGGCAGUUUGUUGUGACUGCCCUGCAAAGAGUCCUUAUCGUUGUUGUUAUAAGGGCUCUGCUCUAACAUGGCUGACCUUCAUUACUUGCGGAUGCAGUCUGACCCAAAGGUCAGUUGAGCCCAGUUGGCAUCGAGCACUGUUUUCUUUUUCUGCUUUCCAUUUUUUAUCCCUUCCUUUCUCACAUGAUUAGACAACCUCCUCUUCCAUCCAUAGACUAGAAAAAAAAGUUGAACACAAUCCAGUUCUGCGAUGCAAUUAUUAACUGUCAGACGUGUAUAAAGAAAUCAACCACUAAUGCAAUGUCACAUUAAAGCAUAAUACAGCUGCAGCUCUGAGGGGGAAAAAAGGAGACCACAGCAAAAUAAAAUUUAUUGCGCCAAGACAAGAAAAAUAUUCCUGCGACUGACAGGGAUGACACCUUAGAACAUGCAAGGGAAUAAAGAAUGACGCUCCGAGCGAUCCCUUUCUUGCAAAGCUAUCGCCAAAAAUGGCCGGCCAUAUGGCGAGAUGCUCUCGGCCGCUUGCCAGCUGAUCGUCUGCCGACCAGGAUUUGAGUAAAUGGGAUCCGGAAUCGUGAUGAGUGAACUCCCUUUGGAUCGCCUAGAAGCACCCAAGCUUCAUUCAGAGCUUCCUCCGGAUGAUAUUGGAGACGAAGCUCGUCCAACUUGCAGUAAUUCAACACCCGCAAGUCGAACAUCUUUUAGGAUUGCGACGAAGAAAAGCAUUUUUUUUUUACCUAUGCAAAACACAUCAUCAAUAAAAAGUAUUCUCUAGUAAUCGUAUGUAUUUUUUUUUCCUUUACAGGUUAUUCAUCCAGCAGACGUUCGACUCCCAUUCCAGUACGUAGUGCCAACAAAAAAGGUUGUGCUGCAAGCAGAAGUAUGGACUGGUUUCAAGGACAAUGACAACCGCACAAGAUCCCAUUCACCGCCACCAAAGAAUAAAAUCCAGAUGUUGAUAAAACUUUGCUAGAUUUUAUGCGCAAGGUAAUAAAAACCUGGACUAUUGAGCAAACUGUACAGGAGGAGAAUUACGUGGAAGAAAGUGCACGUGUCGGAGCUUCAUUUGUUCAUGCAUUUUUUUCUAAUGUAAAUUCUGUACAUUGUUAUACUUGUAAAUAAAGUUUUCUGUCAAAAGUACUUUCUCAGUGUUGCUUUAUGUUCACGUUUGAGAUUUUCACUAAAGAAAAAAAAUACUGGUGUCAAAGUCAUUGUUCUACUUGAUCUGUCUGCUUUCACAAAAAGGCUUUCUUCUUUUUUUUCCCUCCAGAAACAGAUUUGGCUGAAAGUAACCUAUAUUUGACUGCUGAUUACUGAAGAAUGGUAUAAGCUAGAGACAAACUUAUUUUUCUGGUGAAAGAAGAGACUCAGAUCUUUCUUUUGGUGGUUUUGGUGUUGACAUAGUCAUGGUACACAAUAUUCUGUGGGACUUGAAAAAUGAGUGAAAUUGCUCGAAAAUACCUGGAAGUCUAGGGGUUCCUUGCUCAGGAAACGGCUGGCAGUGAAUGAGUUAAACAAGUGGCUAUGUUUAGCAGGGCCAAUAAUCGACAGCUCAGUUUCCUCAGGGUUGAUGAGCAAAAAGUUACAGGACAUCCACUGUUUAAUCUCAGCAAGACACGACUCCAGAUUAGCGUAGGCUAGUUAGUUUUAACAGCAUGUAUAGCUGAGUAUCAUCGGCAUAACAGUGAAAGCUAAUCUUAUAUUUGCGUCUAAUAUCGCCAAGCGGCAGCAUAUGAAUACUGAACAAAAGAUGGCCGAGUACUGAUCUCUGCGGGACUCCACAAGUGACAUUGUAAUACUCAGAGGUCACAUUACCAUGUAUUACAUGGUGCGUCCUACCCGAAAGAUAAGAUCUAAACCAAGAAAGUGCUGGGCCUGUAAUACCAAUACGUAUUUCAAAGCGAUCUAGUAGUAUAUUAUAAUCAACGGUAGCACCACAGCCCAUCCCAGGUCCCAGGGCAGGGGGCUCCCUUUGAGGAAACACUGGAAACAGUAAAAUAUUACUGAAAGAUAUUACUCAAACCUAAAAAUGAUAAAAGCAUAACUAUUGAAGUGUUGUACACCUCUAGUGCUACAUGAAAGAAACUGCCUAAAUACAGUUCAGUUGUAUUUAACUUUUAAAUUCCUUACAUUUGCAUUUAAUCUUGAAGAACUGUUCAUUUUCAAUUCAUUUCGGUACAGUAUUUGUGUAACUUAUAUGCAAUACAUUUUAAUUGAAUCAUGAAGGAAUGUUUGUCUAUAUGUGCCCUGUGAUUGGCUGGCGACCAGUUCAGGGUGUAUCCCACCUCUCGCCCAAAGUCAGCUGGGAUAGGCUCCAGCACAUCCAUGACCCUAGGGCGGAUAAGCGGUACAGAAAAUAGAUGGAUGGACUUCAUGUAACAAGUUUGAGAACCACUCAUUUAGAGCAUGUAUUUGCAGGAAAGAAAUGGUAAAAAAACAAAAAAGGAUGACAACUGGGGUGAGACCACCACGGCCGUGACUGGCACGUCGGAACACAGCCUUUCUCAGGAAGACAUUGUGCGCAUCACUAAGGACCUGGAGGACAGUGUGGGGCUUGACUGCCGCCGCUAUUUUACGCUCAUCCUUGCAGCGAUCCUGGGCCUCCUGGUCUUUUUCUCACCGCUGGCCUUCAUGGUCCUCCCGCACCUGCUCUGGCCAGAGAAGCUGCAGAGCUGCGGCACGGCCUGUGAAGGCCUCUUCAUCUCUGUGGCCUUUAAAUUGCUCAUCCUGCUGCUUGCUGUUUGGGCCCUCUUCUUCCGGCCACCACGAGCCAGCCUCCCGCGCCUCUUUGUAUUCCGGGCUCUGCUUGCUGUUCUGGUGCUGCUCUUUGUGGUCUCCUACUGGUUGUUCUAUGGCGUGAGGAUACUAGAUUCGCAGGAUGAAAACUACCAGGGGAUCGUGCAAUAUGCUGUGUCACUGGUGGACGCGCUACUCUUCAUUCACUACCUGGCCAUCGUGCUGCUGGAGUUAAGGCAGCUUCAGCCCUACUACUCUGUGUGUGUCACACGUUCCACAGAUGGCGAGACCAGACACUACAACUUGGGACAACUCAGUAUUCAGCGGGCAGCACUGGCCAUAUUGGAGCACUACUAUUGUGACUUCGCCAUCCAUAACCCAGCUUUGCUGUCCGCCUCCAAGUCGCGCACUGCCAAGCACCUGGCUGGUCUCAAGGUGUACAACGUGGAUGGGGACUUUCCAGCAGCCCCUGCUGAAGGUCCAGAGAACAAUGCAGCCACAGGGCUGGCACAUUCCCAGUCCAGAGCCAUGAUCGCAGCUGCCGCCCAUUGCCGGGACUCCAGCCACAACGAACUCUACUAUGAGGAGGCCGAGCAUGAGAGGCGCGUCCGCAAACGUAGAGCACGACUGGUGGUUGCUGUAGAAGAGGCCUUCACUCAUAUAAAGCACAUGAAGGAGGAGGAGCAGAAGAAAGCUCCAGGAGAUGUGAUGGACCCGCGAGAGGCAGCACAAGCCAUCUUCCCAUCCAUGGCACGGGCCCUGCAGAAGUACUUGAGGACAACCAAACAGCAGCACUGCCAUAGCAUGGAGAGCAUCCAGCAGCACCUGGCUUUCUGCAUCAGCAACAACAUGUCACCUAAGGCCUUCCUGGAGAGUUACCUGAAGCCAGGUCCUACUUUGCAGUACAGCCGGAACCACUGGUUGGCCCGUCAGUGGACGCUGGUCAGUGAGGCGUCAGUCACCAGUGGCCUGAGAGACGGCACCGUCUUCGUUCUUAAAUGUGCAGACUUCAGCUUGGUGAUGACCGUCAAGAAGAUCCCCUACAUCCGCAUGUCAGAGGAGUACAUUGACCCAAAGUCCCACAAGUUUGUCCUGCGAUUACAAUCGGAGACCUCCGUCUAGGUCUUUUGUAUAGGUUAUUUUUACCUGUCUUUUUUAUGGAUCAAUAUAUCACACACAUUUUUUCAAGUUUUUGGAAUGUUUAUGAUGGCUUGUACAUGUGGAGUAAAAUUCCCAGUAUAUGCUCUGCUUGUGAUCCUGAAUCAGAAGCAAAGUUCUGUCCAUUGUUUGGAAAGAAUAACGGUGGGAAUGGAUCUGCAUUUCCUAACUUCUCUCGAAUGAUGAAAAAGUAUAGAUACAAUCAGACUCAUUUUGGAGUGUCAAUCAAGGACCAAAUCCACUUCAAAUACAUCUUUAGGACUAUGGACAAAAACAUACCUCAAGGCCAUUACGCCUGAGUUCAAAAGUUGAACAGUUUUAGUUAAUGAGGUGAAAAAAAAGUGAUUUAUAUUCACUGGAAAUGUGUGUUCAUGUUUCGAGAUCAGGGUUGUACGCUACUGCCACCUGGUGAACAUUGAACAUAACUACUGAGUGGUGAACGCUUUGUGGAUGCCAAUACACUGUAUCUGUUUAUGUAUGAACAGCUGUAUGUAUGUACAGUAUAUUUGUUUACUCAUAUGUUGCGCUUGUCGCCUUUUCAUCCCCAUUUCUCACGCUGUUGCCAGGUUACUGUCCAACUCUGUUGAACAGCUUUCCUAUGACUUCCAACACGGGCCUUUGUAUUGGGUAACAAAAUUAAAGACAUUUUAUGACUGUU
Messenger RNA from Phyllopteryx taeniolatus (common seadragon), 11319 nucleotides. Its product is annotated as vang-like protein 1. Gene Ontology annotation, biological process: multicellular organism development. The transcript has 9 exons. The record is from RefSeq and is a predicted model, not a curated record. Gene Ontology annotation, cellular component: plasma membrane. NCBI's taxonomy places the organism in Eukaryota, Metazoa, Chordata, Actinopteri, Syngnathiformes, Syngnathidae. The coding region runs from base 9174 to 10625 and encodes 483 amino acids.